Molecule: messenger RNA, 873 nt
Organism: Helobdella robusta
Lineage: Eukaryota; Metazoa; Annelida; Clitellata; Rhynchobdellida; Glossiphoniidae
Exons: 5
Coding region: 22-639 (205 amino acids)
Cellular component (GO): extracellular region
Source: RefSeq, a predicted model, not a curated record
AGACAGACAGACAGACUGACGAUGUUAUUUCCAUCAUUGCUGGUGCUUGGAUGGUUUUUGGUCGUCAGCAGUGCCGAGAAAGAAAUCAUCAUAGUCUCCCCUGGCAAGCGCGCUCCUCUGUCGGAUGACGUCCAAAGUGAAAUCAUCAACGCUCACAACAACUUCAGAAAAGGCGAAGGAUCGUCAAAUAUGAAGAAAAUUAAAUGGAACAGCGUGCUGGCUGAGAUGGCAGACACCUGGGCAAGCAGCUGCAGUUUCACCCACGGCCAACCGAGCUCACCGAGUUCUCCCUUCCCCCAAACAGGGCAGAACCUCUUCGCCACCACCGUCCAGGCUGUCAACGUCUCCAGCUACAUCAGCAGCUGGUACAAGGAGAAGGAAAAGUUUGACAGCGUCACUCAGACCUGCGCUGCUAAGGCUGUCUGUGGACAUUACACCCAGGUUGUAUGGGCAGCGACCUCAGACGUAGGCUGCAGUUAUGCUCUCUGUCCAACUCUCCCGCCAACUAAACUGACCAAUGCCUAUUUCUUCGUGUGCAAUUAUGGACCCGCAGGGAAUUUCGUCGGUCAAAAACCCUUCAAGAUUGGAUCUGCGUGUGCUGAUUGCUCGGACGCGUGCACGGACGGCCUCUGCAAUUAAUCGCAGAAGUAGUUGCACGUCCAACUGGUACAAGGCAAAUCGAACAAAUUAAUCAUUAAUGCUCUCUCAAAUUUCAUCAAACAUUUCAUAAAUUAUUUAACCGUGAACUGAACAUUUGAUUAAUUAUAUCAAAUUUUAUAUCUCAAAUUUAAUCAAGCAUUUGGAUAUUUCAAACUUUCGGACACAAAAUUAAAUUAUUAUUCAUUGAAUUAAUAAAUAACUUAAUGCAUGCAA